Sesamum indicum (sesame) is the source of this 829-nucleotide messenger RNA. RefSeq lists its product as uncharacterized. The record is from RefSeq and is a predicted model, not a curated record. Lineage: Eukaryota; Viridiplantae; Streptophyta; Magnoliopsida; Lamiales; Pedaliaceae.
AACAGCAUAGAAAAUGUGAACAUCAUUAACUUCUUUCUUUUACAGCCAACAAGCAACCAGAUUCAAUUACAAGCAACAACUCCUCCAUUACGUUACAACCUAUAAAAGCACAGCUCCAACUCCAAAAACACAAGCACUCACCCCACAAAACCACAACUGCUCCACACACCACACACACACACAAUGGCUCCUCUGCUGAUCUUUGCCUUUCUUUCCUUCCUCUCCAUCACCAGAGCCGAAGAUCGAGCUCAUGGUCUGGCCAACCAGAGCCCAAUGGCAAUCUCCCCAGAUGCGUACUCAUUCUUCCACCCCAACGCGCUCCAACCAAGCGCUGCCAACCCGUGUGUUUCAUCAAGCUGUUCGACAAUGCCUCUAGCCGCCACUGUGAAGUCUACUCCAGCCCAGCAGAGUGCCCCCACCAGAAGCAGAGGGCUGGGAGCUGGCGGAAUUGCUGGGAUUUCUUUGAGUUUCCUUUUUGUCUGCCUUGUGGGGAUGGGAGUUUACUAUGUGAGCAUCAAGCGGCGAGCCAACCUUGAAAGAGCUGCCAACCCCGAGCAGCAAGCCAAAGUUUGAUGUAUAGAAGUUGCACGAGGAUGUGGUCCGAGCAUUUCUCGCCCGCCUGUACCAUUUUCUCUGUCUUCUGUUAUAUAUCAGUCCCUAUUUUCUGUAUUCAUUUGGCUUGUAUGGUGUUCACCACAGCUCAGUCGUGCAUAUUUAGUAAGGAGGUUUUGGGGUCAUUCAUCCAACAUUGGGAUCGAAAAAUAGUAGUGGAAUCUUCUAUUACACUUUGAUAUUACACAUAAUUAUCAGAUCAUAUAUGCUUAACACG